UAAAAUAUACACGCGUUAAAUUAUGGUUUAGGUUUUCCUUCUGUUACGCUCUUCAUCCUCAUAUGCACGCUGAUUUGAUCAAUUCCCAGAUCCGAUUUUUCCUCAUAGUUCCCCCAAAGUUUCUGAAUAAUUUUAGCAGAGGAGAGAAAUUCUACCUUUGAUUAGAGAUCAUGAGCGGAGAUGCACCGCAGAAGCUAGACGAUGAGCAAAUUGCGGAACUUCGUGAGAUUUUCCGGUCAUUUGAUCGGAAUAACGACGGAAGCUUAACGCAACUUGAACUCGGAUCAUUACUCCGAUCCUUAGGAUUAAAGCCGAGUAAUGAUCAAUUGGAGGAUUUAAUACAAAAAGCGGACAGGAACAGCAAUGGUUUGAUUGAGUUUUCAGAAUUCGUGGCUUUGGUUGCGCCGGAGCUUAUACCGGCGAAAUCUCCGUACUCGGAGGAACAGCUGAAGAAGAUUUUUCAGAUGUUUGAUAGGGACGGCAAUGGUUUGAUAACCGCGGCGGAGUUGGCACAUUCGAUGGCAAAAUUAGGACAUGCGCUUACACAAGAAGAGCUAACAGGGAUGAUUAAGGAAGCUGACAGGGAUGGUGAUGGUUGUAUUAGCUUUGAGGAGUUUGCUCAGGCUAUGACUUCCGCUGCGUUUGACAAUUCAUGGACAUGAAACGCCUUUUCUUUCUGGUUUGUACUAUUUUGAUAGUUUUCAUUCUGACAAUCUUUUGAUUAAUUUUAGGCGCCUAUAGUUCUAGUGCCUGUUUAAGUCUUUCGUACAUAGCAGCAAAUAAAGUUUAUUUUUGACAAUUGCAAUGGCAUUGGAAAAUGGAUAUCCCUUGCUGUUUUAGGAUGGUCUAAAGAUUACUGAGUAUUUUCCAUUGGGGCAAUUAGUAAACAUAAAGUUCAUCUAUCUAUUACAAAAACAUACUGUGCUCGGAGAAGAACCGAUAUCAAUCAAAGAAGCUAUCUGGUGGAAAUAGAUGGGAGUGUUUCAAAAUG
Messenger RNA from Nicotiana tabacum (common tobacco), 991 nucleotides. RefSeq names its product putative calcium-binding protein CML18. Lineage: Eukaryota; Viridiplantae; Streptophyta; Magnoliopsida; Solanales; Solanaceae. Gene Ontology annotation, molecular function: calcium ion binding. The record is from RefSeq and is a predicted model, not a curated record. Gene Ontology annotation, cellular component: myosin II complex.